This is a messenger RNA of Seriola aureovittata, 1945 nucleotides long. It is a transcript of the gene agbl4, whose product is annotated as AGBL carboxypeptidase 4. Gene Ontology annotation, biological process: proteolysis. Lineage: Eukaryota; Metazoa; Chordata; Actinopteri; Carangiformes; Carangidae. The transcript is spliced from 13 exons. The coding region runs from base 96 to 1568 and encodes 490 amino acids. Gene Ontology annotation, molecular function: metallocarboxypeptidase activity; zinc ion binding. The record is from RefSeq and is a predicted model, not a curated record.
AGCAAUGCACUGACGGGGAUGACAGCGCCUCUCCCUCUUCCUCCUGCUCCGUUGCCGGGGCAACACACAGAGAGCGUCGGCUGCUCUGUGACAGAAUGGAGAGGAAGAUGGAGGAAAACACUGUAAGAGACGUCGAGACUGGCAGUGAAACUGGAGGAGAGGAUGCCUUGGUAGGGAAUGUGAACAAACUGACGGUGAGCCCACCAGGACACUCAGGAGCUCUGCGAAAAGGACAUCUGGUUUUUGAUGCUUGCUUUGAGAGUGGGAACCUUGGCCGUGUUGACUACAUCAGUGAGUUUGAGUUUGACCUCUUCAUCCGGCCUGACACCUGCAACCCGCGCUUUAGAGUCUGGUUCAACUUCACAGUGGAGAACGUCCGUGAGACACAGAGAGUCAUUUUCAAUGUGGUCAACUUCUCCAAGACCAAGAGCCUGUACAGAGAUGGCAUGUCUCCUGUGGUGAAGUCUACCAGCAGGCCAAAAUGGCAGAGGCUUCCAGCCAAAAACGUGUACUACUACCGUUGUCCUGACCACCGCCGCAACUAUGUAAUGUCCUUCGCCUUCUGUUUUGACCGAGAGGAUGAUGUAUACCAAUUUGCUUACUGCUACCCCUACACCUACUCCAGACUGCAGCACUAUCUGGCCAGCCUGGAGCGCAGGAACCUGCCCUACCUGAAGAGGGAGCAACUGGGACUCAGUGUGCAACAACGGCAUCUAGACCUGUUAACCAUCACCAACUCUGACCACCUGAGUCCAGAGAGGGAGAAGAAAUUGGUCUUUCUUACAUCUCGCGUUCACCCUGGAGAGUCUCCUGCCUCCUUUGUCUGUCAAGGUGUGAUUGACUUCCUGGUGAGCCAGCAUCCUGUGGCUCAGAUCCUGAGAGAUCAUGUGAUCUUCAAGAUUGUCCCCAUGCUAAAUCCUGAUGGGGUCUACCUGGGCAACUACAGGUGCUCUCUGAUGGGCUUCGACUUGAAUCGCCACUGGCAGGAUCCCUCUCCUUGGGCCCACCCCACGCUGCACGCUGUCAAACAACUCAUAGUGCAGAUGAACCAAGACCCAAGGGUGAGUUUGGAGUUCUACAUUGAUGUUCAUGCCCACUCCACCAUGCUGAAUGGCUUCAUGUACGGCAAUGUGUUUGAGGACGAGGAGCGUGUCCAGAGACAGGCUGUCUUCCCCAGACUGCUGUGCCAAAAUGCACCCGACUUCUCCUUCUCCAACACGUCCUUUAACCGGGAUGUGGUGAAGGCCGGUACAGGUAGACGUUUCCUUGGUGGUCUUCUUGACGACACGUCCUACUGCUACACUCUGGAGGUGUCCUUCUACAGCUACAUGACAGCUGGCAGCAACGCGCCUGUACCCUACACUGAGGAGACAUACAUGAAACUGGGCAGGAAUGUGGCUCGUACCUUCCUGGAUUACUACAAACUCAACAACCUUAUCAAGGACAACAGACCAACUCACAUCGAAAGUUCUGAGGUGAUGCCCCAGACAGGCAAUGGAAAAGGCAUUGGCGCUGGCAGAGACGCAGUGGACAGAGAGAGGGAGAAAAGCCAGGGUGUCAGGCACUAGACAGAAAGACGGACAGACGGACACAGACUGAGCAUGUAUAAAAUGCAGAGCACCGUGGCAGGAGGAUCCUUCACACUUCAUUGCCUUUAGAAGCUCCACAUCUCCAUGGUUAUAAAGACUUAUUCACAGAUUUGUAACAGUGGGGUGACUGGUACUUGAAGGACUAAAAUCAGAGCAAGUUUCCUCCUGGGUUAUUUAGUGGCUAUAAAAUGUGGACUAUUGAAUGGCAAGGGAAGACAGACUGGUUACUCAUCUUUAUUCCAGCGCCAUCUUUGUGUUCAUUGGUUGUAAAUAAAUGCAUGCUUCCUUGCAUGACUUGGAUGAUGUUAUUAUCUCUGUUGGUAUUAUUAUUAGUCAUUAAACAUUUAAUCACUUAA